CUCAUAUACAAGGUCGACAGCUGUUGAACAGCAUAACGACGACCCCCCGGUUGCGGUUGACACGACACGACACACCUCAUCCAAUUCGACCCACUCGACUCGCACGUGUCUCUUUGUAUCAUCGGCCUUGUGUUUUGGGCCCAGCCUUUCUGAACAGGUCGCGACUUGCAUUUUUCUGCUUCCACAACCUUGUCAACCCUGCACUCUCCCCCACACACGGCACACUUGGCGACUGCACCGACUUGCGACUGUGCUCCUCUUGUGAGGUUGCUCUUCACCCCUCACUUUUCGUCGUUGUCGACUCGCGACUCGCUCAAAAGUGGCGCGCGCACCGGCAUUUGCAACUAUGCGACUCCCCUCGAUCCUCUCCAAUCCGACGCGACCGCGCCUGUCCUUCUUGCGGCGCGACACGGAUGACGUGCCAAGACGAAGCGACUCUAUCGACCUCGAGGCGCAGACGAGCAGGCGGUCAACGACCGGGGACGCGGCGCACGAGACAGUAGCUGUCGGCGAGUCGACCGCCGUCGACGAGAAGUCGCGUACAGCAGUACACUUUGCCGCCAACCCCCCGCCAUACGACGCGGCUUCUGCAGUACCGGUAGUGUCUGACAAGGAAGCUGCGCCAGUAACGAGCCGUGACCCGGCGAUUCCUACCACGGAUACGACCGAAGAGCCAACAACCAUCCAGGUGCCAUGUACCAACCCAAACCAGCCCCCCACGGUCAUGGUCCUCUUCAAGGAGGACUACAAGUGGGCACGAGCCUAUCUCAAGGAUAUGGACUACCGUGUCGCGCUUCGCCGUUGCCUUGCACGACACUUGUACAAAUGGUACGCCCUGGCGAUCAUCAUCAUCACCAUCUCGGCCCUUGUCUCGGCAAAGCACACGACGAUCGUCAACUUCUGCCAGCCGGUGACGCGCCGCAUCCGGCACUGGCCCGGCGGCUGGCUCAUCCCCAUUGUGCUGCUCAUCAUCGUGUCGUUCCCUCCACUCAUUGGACACGAGAUCAUCGGCAUCCUUUGUGGCUUGGUAUGGGGUCUUGGCGAAGGGUUCGGCAUCCUGUGCGCGGGCACGUUCUUGGGCGAACUGGCCACCUGGGUGGCAUUCAAGUGGUGGUGCACUGCCCGUGCGCAAAAGUUUGAGAAGAGAAACCGUCUCUACGCGUCCCUCACGCAACUCAUUCGCGAGAAGAGCUUCAUGUUUGUGCUCAUCCUCCGCUUCUCCGCAGUGCCAGGACACAUUGUCACGGCCGUGUCAGCGAGCGCCGGAGCCCACUUUGGAUCUUACUGCGCCGCCGCCAUCUUAACGCUGCCAAAGCAGUUUGUCAUCGUGUAUCUCGGCCAGUCGUUUGGCCACCACAACCCGAGGGACACGAUCAUUUCAUGGUGCGCGACGAUCGCGACACUGCUCGGCACAGUCGUGGCUGCCGGGUACAUCUACUACCAGAUGCGCGUCGUCAUCCGCAACGGCAGCGCGAGCCAGCUGCCACUUGCCGACCCUCACGCCCCCGGCUCGCCUAGCUGGGCCGACCUCGAGGUCCGCGGCGCUCGCGGUGUUGGAGCCGGUGCGCGUAUCGACGUCGAGGGCCGCCGCUCGGUCGAUGUCAUUAUCGGCCCGCACGCCCGCCGCCCGUGGAUCGAGGCGCAGCAGCGCCAGCAGCAGCUCCAGCGCGCCCGCAUGGCGGCCAACGUCGGCCAGCGGACUCCCCAGCGUACGCGCAGUCUCCCCGGCAAUAUCACGGAGAACGAGAUGCGCGACUGGCUGUCGCAGCUGGACACGGCGCUGAUGACGACGGCUGGCCACCCCGAGGUCCGCGUCAUCGAGCCACCAGUCCACCACGAUGGUCACGGUGUCGACGACGCCGAGCUGGUGCAGGAGGCUCGCCGACCGGCCCGCUCACGCGCCAACACUGGCACGCUUGAGCCCAUCCCCUACUCGCAGCAUGUGCUCCUCAGCCCACCUGUCGCGCCGUGCAAGUCGUCAUCGCCGACUGUAACGCCGCUCCAACUCCCCGACCUGGCUGUCGAGCACAUCUACCCCCACCCCGACGAGGACACUUCGCGUGCCCCGCACCGCCCGCUCUCCGGCGCCGUACCAGCCAUCACGCUCACGCCGACCUACACCCCAGCGCGCUCGCGCGCCGACAGCCUCCGCGGAACGCAGUCGCUUGACAUUGAGCGCCCCCUGCGUUUCCGCCCCUCUGGACCCGAGAUUGCCGACGAGGCCGACCAGUACGCGAUCGCGCACGGAGCUCGCCGCCCAGACCUGAGCCGCCUGCGCGGUGACAGCCGUGCGGCGCUACUUGGCCGCCCCAAGGACAAGGACUCGGACGAGGAAUAGACGACGACGUUGAUUCGGACGAUUGACUGAUCCGGACGAUUGAGCGGACGCUAAGGAGCUACGGAUUUAAUCCUAUCUGCCAGGGCACGCACUGCUCUGCUUUUACGACCACAUUUGAACGCUUGGCGACAUUUGCCGACAUCUGCACGACCACAUUUUCCUAGCCAUCAGCAUACAGAGAGAGCAUUGUAACAUUGUACGAUUCAUGAGGAUGCAGAUGUACUGUGUUGUGAUGUACACGGGCGGGGGAGCUAAGUCUACAGGUCUAGUCGUGGUCUACCGAAUCAGGAUAUCAGGAACUGCGUGUGUAUGUGUGUAAUGUGUGUUAGAUGACGUCUUGGGUUCGCACGUCGACGCCGUUGGCGACCGUCUCCUUGGUCGUAGGCGUGAGUGG
This is a messenger RNA of Vanrija pseudolonga, 2732 nucleotides long. RefSeq names its product Golgi apparatus membrane protein TVP38. The transcript has 4 exons. The record is from RefSeq and is a predicted model, not a curated record. Lineage: Eukaryota; Fungi; Basidiomycota; Tremellomycetes; Trichosporonales; Trichosporonaceae. The coding region runs from base 347 to 2338 and encodes 663 amino acids.